UGCUAAAUUGUUUCGUCAUGACAGCAGAACGACGUGGUUGGUUGAACGUCACAUACGUAAUGUGAGACGCGACGCAAGCAAAGAAGGAUCUUCCGGUAUCAACACUUGAUCAGAUGGUAGUGUCAAGGAGGUUUUUAGUUGACUGAUUCGGCCAGGUAGACUAUUACAUGAACGCAAAGGGACGGUUACCAAAAAGACUUAUGAGUGUUGAAAGAUGGCGUUUCUUUUUCCAGUAUCAUUGCAAGAGGACAAGUCAAGACUGGUUGUGAGAAAUUGGAUACUUGCAUGCUAAAAACAGAUCAGUAGUCUGUCUGACAGACAAUAAGACUUUGUUCAGCUAGCUAAUCCUACUUAAUGUUAGUAGCUACAGAAUGGCAAUACCUAUAUGUUUCUGUGCUAAAAUCCACACUUAAUUUUCAAGCUGUUUUUUGUCGUGUCGAGUUUCAAUGACCUGAGUUAUUUUCUGUGUAGCCUUGUUAUUUGAUACGCACGAUUUACUUCUAACCUUCUUGUCUCAAGGAUAACACCAUCCAUUUUAAAGGAGGACUGACCAUUAACUAAGGUAGGCUAAACUAGAGAGUCGUGUUUAUCUGUCAUAUAGGCAGUUUUAUUAAAUUGGGUGCAGGGAACAUGCAGUAGCUAGCUGUCGUUGUUCAUAAGGUCCAGCAGAAUAAUGAAAGUCACCUCGGCGAAAAAGAAGCCAUUCUCCCACAAGAGGAAUGGGAUAACAGGCAACAAAGACAAUCUUGAAGUGCUUGUGAAGUUAGAACGCUUGCCUCAAGUAGAUGAACUUGUCGAGUGCAAAACCAAACGCCCUGGAUACACAGAGGCUAGUGCUGGCUGUAGCCUUUCUGACAGAGUCCAAAUUAAAGAAGAACCAAGUCACGAUGAAACGCAGUCAAUCAAAGAAGAGGCGACAUCUGCAGAGCCCUGUCCUUCGGAACCUGUCUUUCCCAAGCAAGAACCGGGCUGCGAGACGUGGGCUAUGCAAAUAAAAACAGAGCCAGAAUCUGACUUCGAGAUCUCACCGUCAGGAGAGGAAGAUCUAAGCCCUGUUAAGCGAGAGGAUGAAGACAUCAAGCUGGAGGCAUCUGAGGAUGGUAAAGCCUCGGAUACAGUCCACUCUGGUCAGUUCUUCCCGUGUCCACACUGCUCCAUGUCCUUCACCGAUUGCUCCUACCUGGACAAGCACCUGAAGUGGACCCAUCAGCUGGAGUACCAUGCCCUGCUGGAGAAGCAGGCGGCGGAGGAGCCAGAGGGCCUCCGCCAGAUGGUCCAGUGCCCCGACUGCAGUAGCCGCUUCUUCACCCUGCGCCAGCUUCAGGCCCACGAGCGUCAGGCGCACCCCAAGCCCCUGGAGCCGCCGCCCCGCAAGCGCCACACCUGCCCACAGUGCGCCCGCUCCUUCCACUACCUGGCCAGCCUCCAGAAGCACUGUCGGCGCUGGCACCGGCUGCAGACGGUCAGCAGCGACGGGCAGCUGAGCUGCGCCCGCUGCGGGAAGAGCUUCGCCGGCACGUGGGGCCAGGGCCCGCACCACUGCCCGCCGCCAGGAGCCCCGGCCGAGCCGAGAGACGAAAUGGACGACGCGAAGGCGGACAGCGAGGGUCCGGCCACGAGGAGCCCUGAUUGCAAGGAGCUGCUCUUCCGGUGCCCCAGCUGCGGUAAGGGCUACCGGACGGUGCAGAGCAUGCGCGUGCACGCGCGCUCACACACCGGCGAGCGGCCGUGCGUGUGCUCGGACUGCGGUCGGCGCUUCGCCGACAACAGCAGCCUGCACAAGCACGCGCGCAUCCACACGGGCCUCAAGCCCUUCGCCUGCCCGCACUGCGCCAAGCGCUUCGGCCGCAUGACGCACCUCAACUCGCACCUGCUCACGCACACGGGCCUCAAACCCUUCCCGUGCGGCCAGUGCGGCCACAGCUUCAGCCACCGCACCGAGCUGCGCAACCACCUGCGCAGCCACUCGGGCGAGAAGCCCUUCCGCUGCGGCGACUGCGGCAAAGGCUUCGCCGUCAUGGGAAACCUCCGUGUGCACCAGCGCACGCACAGCCAGGAGAAGACGCACCAGUGCGGCGAGUGCGGAAGGCAGUUCGCCGACGCCAGCGUGCUCAGGAAGCACCUCCGCGUGCACACGGGCGAGCGUCCGUACCACUGCACGGCCUGCGGCAAGCGCUUCACGCGCGUGGCCCACCUGAAGAACCACCAGCGCACGCACACCGGCGAGCGGCCGUACGCCUGCGGCGAGUGCGGCAAGAGCUUCGCCCAGUCCGGCGACCUCACCAAGCACCGGCGCACGCACACGGGCGAGAAGCCCUACGCGUGUCCCGACUGCCCACGGCGCUACAACAACUCCGGCGACCUGGGCAAGCACCGCCGCAGCCACACGGGCCAGAGGCCCUACACCUGCCAGGAGUGCAGCAAGGGCUUCCUCAUGGUGCACCACCUCAAGACCCACAUGCGCACGCACACCGGCGAGAGGCCGUACCUGUGCCCGCACUGCCCGCUCACCUUCAGCCGGGCACACCACCUGAGUGGGCAUGUCCGCAAAAGCCACUGAGGGACGAGUGGCUGGCCAAGAGCAGCGGUUAUCCUGAUGUUACGGACACCCAAGGACGGAAGAACAGAGAAAUGCAUCCUAUUUGGACAGAUUCAAGACUGUGUGUUAAAUGCACCCUUCAGUAGGUUAUGACUGACACUAAUACCACUGAAAUAAACUUAAACAACAGUGACAAUUAAUCCAUGAAGUGAUCACUGACUAGAUUGCUGAUAAGCAAUUUCACUGUCCGUUGCUGACCAUCACUGACCGUCCAUUGCCAUUGUAGUAGGGCAUUGGUAGCUUAGGAUGUAGAGGAGUCGUCCAGUAACUGGAUGAUUACUGGUUUGAACCCUACUUCUCCUGACCCUGUCAAAAUGUCCUUAAGGAAGACACUGAACUCCAAACUGCUCCCGAUGUACAGGUUGGCCUUGCCUUGCAUGGCAGCCUCUGCCAUCAGUGUAUGAGUGUGUGUGAAUGGGUUUUAAUGUGAGACAUUGUAAAGCGCUUUGAGUGCUCGUAGGAGUAGAAACGCGCUAUAUAAGUGCAGUCCAUUCACAAUUCUGUGUCCUGUCUGAUCACAGAUGUUCUAGGCCUUUCCUAGUCCACUGACGAUGGAAGGUGAGAUUUGGUGGGAUGCCUGUAACGGUCAUCACCAAUGAAAUGGAAAGUGGAUUGAAAAUGUAAAUUCACAGAUUUACGAUGAUUUACAAUGCAGUUACGUAAACUAAGUAGAUUAGGCUUGAGGUCAACUUCCUCACAUUUUUGGUGUUGCUUUUUAUUGCCCAUCGCUGCAUGACAGUGAUCACUUUGAAUACCAAAGUACUGAUUGUUUUAAAAUAUCACAUUUGGAGAUGAUUGUUAAUUUGCCACAUAGCAAGAUACUUUUGACUGACUUAAAGCUUGAUACGUCAGUCAUCCUAGUGAUCAACUGUCAUUUCAUAUACCGUUCACAUGGCUAAAUCCUUAUGAUUAAUGUUGAGAUAUGACAUCCAUGGCUUUGAUUACAGUGUGCUUCAUAUAGCAGGUAGUAUCCAAAUGAUGUGUAAUUUAUUCCUGACAGGCUGGGGUAGAAAGAGAAGUGAUGACUGUGUUAAUUCAUUAAUUAUUUUUAUUGUAUCUAUGCUCAUGAAAUUAAUAAAUAUGAAAGGCUGGAAAGCUUUCUGUACAAAC
Molecule: messenger RNA, 3709 nt
Organism: Alosa sapidissima (American shad)
Lineage: Eukaryota; Metazoa; Chordata; Actinopteri; Clupeiformes; Clupeidae
Product: oocyte zinc finger protein XlCOF6
Exons: 3
Coding region: 674-2560 (628 amino acids)
Biological process (GO): regulation of transcription by RNA polymerase II
Molecular function (GO): RNA polymerase II cis-regulatory region sequence-specific DNA binding; DNA-binding transcription factor activity, RNA polymerase II-specific
Source: RefSeq, a predicted model, not a curated record